Aureobasidium pullulans EXF-150 is the source of this 2170-nucleotide messenger RNA. RefSeq lists its product as uncharacterized. The record is from RefSeq and is a predicted model, not a curated record. NCBI's taxonomy places the organism in Eukaryota, Fungi, Ascomycota, Dothideomycetes, Dothideales, Saccotheciaceae. Gene Ontology annotation, cellular component: endosome; lytic vacuole. The transcript is spliced from 4 exons. Gene Ontology annotation, molecular function: SNARE binding. Bases 85 to 1827 code for a protein of 580 amino acids. Gene Ontology annotation, biological process: SNARE complex assembly.
AAACGUCCUAUGAAGCAUACCAAUUGCAUGUAUCUUUCUCAAUGGGAUCGUGUAAUGUGUAGUGCGCCGAGUUGAGAUUAUACAAUGCCAGAUGCCGACCACAAUGCUCGUAGGGAGCGACCGUGGCUCAUUCCAAGUAACAGAAAGAUCCGCCAUCUGCAGGCUAUAACUCUCCGCAAUCUCGCUCUAUCCCAUGAAUCCAAUCGUCCUCGUCGAGGCACAAUUGACGAUGAAGGUCUUCCUGCCACCAAGAAGUCCCCAGCUAAGAUGCUUGCCUUGCGCGAUGCCCAUAACAUGAACCAUUCAAAAUCCUCCGAUGACUUGAGACCCAUCCAUGAGACCAACAUCUCCCUGUCACCCAGCCCGACCAAGCCACGCACCCCUCCACGCCCUUCGUUCGCCAAGUUACGUAGAAGAAGCACGUUAGAAUGGGCCGCUUCGACGUCGCAACAACGACAGAGACGUCUUCAAGAUGUCUCCGCCCAGCGAAUGGCCGAUUUGUUUUACUCUAUACACAUCCCGAAUCAACAAGAUCCCAUCUAUGUCAGCGAGGUGGCUGAAAAGGUCAUGAACCCGAACUUUAGGAACAUCCAUUUUGACUCUCAUGACCCUCAGCUUAUGAGACUUGACGAGUUGACUCUCAAGUUCUGGGCCAAGAGUGAGGCCAUGUCAAACUAUUCUCUAUUGAUAGACAUGACAUUAAGCAUGCGCUCACUGCAAUUCAUUGGCAAAAGCCUAUCGAGCUUCCAUCAUCCGUUCCCACCAAACUGCGUCGUGUUUCAUCUGACCGAUGGCUUCUACACUGCAUUCACUGAUGCUCGAGUCGAUGAACCUGUGGAUCCUUUCCGUGAUGGGCCUGCAAAGACGACCAGCUCUCGGACGUUAACAACCUCUUCGUUUGACGCUCUUCUGCGUCUUUCAAAGCUUGAUGACAGCGUUCAAGACGCUUUGGCCUUGCGGAAACAGCUUGCCUCAGAGCUGGAACGAACUUUACAGGAGAACCAGACAUCCUUGAGCGAAAAGACACAGCUCGCAGAAACCACCGACUUCCUGAAGACCAUUGACUUCGCUACUGUGACUGUAAAGAAGCAGCUCAAAGUCCUGCAACAGAAACGCGACCAGAAACGCAAGGCUCUUCAAAGCCGGAGAGACCUGCUCACCCGUGACUCGACCUUACGAAAGGAAGUCUUGAUGCAAGUCGAGGAGGAGGAGCCAGCACAUUCAGAUCUUACCUCCCGACACAACACCGUGAAGGCAUCCAUCACCCAACAACGCCGCCGCGUAACCAAUGACCUCUCCAAAAUCUACCCCAUAACACCUCUACCAGACCAAAGUCUCGCCUUUACAAUCCGCGGCGUGCAUCUGCCUAAUUCAGAAGCUCUGGAUGCCGCAACUCCCGAGUCUCUAGCCGCAGCUCUAGGUCACGUCGGCCACGUAAUCCAGCUCCUCUCCCUAUACCUAGGAGCCGUCCUCCCAUACCCCUGCCGCCCACGCAGCAGUACAUCCACAAUCAUCGACCCCAUCUCCAUCCUCACCUCUACCACCCCCUCGAAGUCCCUCUCCACUGCCGAAAAUGAAUUGGCCGCUCGGACCUUUCCGCUCUUCUCGAAAGGCGCUGUGCGUUUCCGCUUCGAAUAUGGCGUCUUCUUGCUGAAUAAGAACAUCGAGAUUUUGCUGAGUACGCAUUUCGGGGUCAGGGUGUUGGACAUCAGACAAACGUUGCCGAAUCUGCUGUAUGUUUUCUAUUGCGCUACGGCUGGUGAUGAAGAGUUGCCGGCGAGAAAAGCUGGUGGUGUCAGGGGAUUGAUGAGGAUGAGACAGGGAUGAGAGAUAGCAUACAUGAAGCAUAAGCAUUGACCUUGAUGAGCAUAGCGCGAUGUCUUGACUUGGUUUUCCCUAUGUUACAUGGAUGUAUUUUGAAGACUUUGGUCCCGAGCGGAGGCAGUGAUGCAUUGUUAACAAGUCAGAUUUUGUAUCAUGGUAACGACUAUUUCAGAGUGAUGUUGACCUGGUAGCGGUCAUCACAGAGUCAUCAACAGCGCGGCAAUUGAAUUGGGCAUCAUUUACAGAGUGUGAGUAGUCGACAAGAACGAUUUGCAGUAUGAGAAAGUAUUUCAGAUACCAUGGAUAAAAGAUAGAAAAAGAUUCAGACAUCCAUAACCUUCGCCUU